UUGACCAGGUAGCACCAGUACCUGUGCGGCGGUUGUUGUUUUCCUUCGGGUUGUGGGUGGCAGUAUCACUGAGCAGCAGAGCUUAUCAGUCUCCCCCAAAAAAAGCGACAAAAUAUUUGAGAGCUAGAUCAGCACAGCACGAACUUCACCUAAAAAGCCAGUGCUUCGUAAACAGCGGCAGAGACAGAGCAGACUCGGUUCGGGUUCUGCGGUUCGGAUUCUCCGGGUAUUUCUACAAGGCGCAAAAGCGGCGCGAUCUCAAACCGAAAGCAGCCGUAGACCGUAAACCGUACCCCGUAGACCUGUCUCCUCGUCCUCGAGGUGUCUGUGGGAAAUUCGCGAAUAAAAAACACAUCAGAAUCAAUCGAAUUGGAUUUGCAUUAAUUGCAAAGUGAAUGUGUGAAGUGAAUGUGCGAGGAGAUCGUGUGAAACAUGAGCAUAUAAUUUGACAAGCCAACAAAAUCGAAUCAUUUAGCAAGAGGCCACCGAAAAGAUCAGUUCAGAAAACCCCCCCAAUCGAGUAGGAAAUUUUAACAAAAAUUCAACAUGAAGGACCUCUCGCAGGGCUUGUGGAUUACUUUCGUCUUUGGAUACUGCAUCUGGGCCUGUCUGGGUGCCAACAUCUUAGCCGUUGACGAGGAAGAGUGUCCUUCUAUGGUGAAUGCCUCUAGCCUGCAACAGACCCAACUCAUCCAAAGAUUGACCCACGUCUGCCGGUAUGAUCGCCUCGAAAGGCCUAUAGACUACAAUUAUACGGCGCAACCUGUAAAACGCCUGCCCAUUGUCGUAAAGACAAGGAUCUAUGUAUACUUCCUGCAAAAUCUGAACUCGGACCUGCUGCAAUUCAAGAUGCACGCCCUCCUGCAGCUGAGUUUCCAGGACAAACGGCUGGCCUACAAGGAGUUCAACCGCUACGACAACAUCCUGGGCCAGAAGCACCUGAGCGAACGCCUCUGGCUGCCACACAUCUUCUUCUCCAACGAACGCGAAUCCAGCAUCCUGGGCACGGACGAGAAGGAUGUCCUGACCUCUCUGUCGCCAGAGGGCAACGUUAUCAUUUCCACCAGGAUGCAGGCCACCCUCUACUGCUGGAUGAACUUUAAAAAGUUCCCCUUCGAUCAGCAAUUUUGCUCCACUGUCCUGGAGAGCUGGAUGUACAACACCUCGGACUUGGUUUUGGAAUGGGAGGAGCAUAUGCCCAUAUCCUUUGAUCCUGAGAUGCGCCUUACGGAGUACAAUAUGGCCAGAUUUUGGCACAACACCACCUUGGUUGUUUCGGAUAUAGAAAAUCUUCGACAUGGAGCUUUUGUGGGAAACUACAGCUCUUUGAGUUUUACUGUGAAUCUGAAGCGGGAGAUUGGUUUCUAUCUGCUGGAUUACUACCUGCCCUCCAUGAUGAUUGUGGCCAUUUCCUGGGUAUCCUUUUGGCUACAAGCUGAUGCCUCGCCACCCCGAAUUAUGCUUGGAACCAGCACUAUGCUGUCGUUCAUCACACUGUCCUCGUCGCAGAGCAAAACCCUGCCCAAGGUUAGCUACAUCAAGGUGUCGGAGGUUUGGUUCCUGGGAUGCACUUUCUUCAUCUUUGGCAGCCUGGUGGAGUUUGCCUUUGUGAACACAAUCUGGCGGCGGAAGGAGAACAUUGAACUGAAGAAGGUCAACAGCAAAUACAUCAUCAAGUCCACGUUGACCCCGCGACCCUCGCGACGUCAGAUUGGCGGCAGUCUGAGCAACGAGUCCCGGGCCAGAUCCUGCUCCAGUCUGGACAACAUAGUCUCGAGCACGGAAAGUGUGCGUAACGGCAAUGGAACUGUGAAUCCGGGCUUCAACAACUACUUAACAGUUCACCCCAACUUGCCCAUCAUCAAAACCGAGUGCGCCGACACAGUAUCCAUUUGCAGUGAACGAACCAGUAAUGACCACAUCGUGGACAUAGACAAGGACAAGGAGAAAAAGGAAACUCCUCCAACUUUCACCACGAUGACCCCGCAGGAGAUCGCCAUGUGGAUCGAUCGGCGGUCCAGGCUCCUGUUCCCCUGCAUGUUUCUGGCCUUCAAUGCCCUCUACUGGACCUUCGUGUACGUGUUAUAAGAUUUUGACCCCCGGGUCGCCACCAAUGUGAAAUCUUGUCUAUUUGUUAACGCAAAUAAUUAUUAUAUUGUAAGAUGCAUCAUCUCAUAGUUGUACAAAUGUUGAUCAUUUAAAAUUAUAGAAAGAACAUACUAAAAUAUAUAUUCCUA
Messenger RNA from Drosophila bipectinata, 2237 nucleotides. It is a transcript of the gene SecCl, whose product is annotated as Secretory chloride channel. Gene Ontology annotation, molecular function: transmembrane signaling receptor activity; chloride channel activity; transmitter-gated monoatomic ion channel activity involved in regulation of postsynaptic membrane potential. NCBI's taxonomy places the organism in Eukaryota, Metazoa, Arthropoda, Insecta, Diptera, Drosophilidae. Gene Ontology annotation, cellular component: synapse; neuron projection; plasma membrane. Gene Ontology annotation, biological process: chloride transmembrane transport; chemical synaptic transmission; signal transduction. The record is from RefSeq and is a predicted model, not a curated record.